GCAAAUGAAUUCCCUGAUCCCAAAGCGACUUUGUUGAAGGCGAGGUGCUGCUACUUAAUUUCAUCAAACAAACAAAAAUUGCACUCAGCAAGUUUUCGCCGCUGGGAGGAAAAGGAUAAAAAUUAACCAGCUAUCCAAGAGACACGGAGAAGGUUGUAAAGAAAGGCCUAAUUUAUAGGCACAGAUUGAUCUCUAUUUGGAGGAGAUUGAAGAUGGACUGGAAAAGUGUGCUGCUGCUCUUGUUAUAUUACAGUGUUCAUGCCACUGUGCCCCCAAGGUGGAACCGAGCGAUGUUUUUCCCAUCUGCUCAUCGAGUGAAGAGGUCCUCAGCUGCUCUCCUCAACCCAGUGCUUCAGAAGUCUCAAGAUGACGUGGACCUUCUAUUUGAGUUUCUUCUAGGUGAGCUGGAAAUCAACAAUGACCUAAAGAUCUCUGUCAAAGACAAGGAAUUGGCUUCAUUGAGGAAGGCGGUGGCAUUCGACACUUUGUGCAAUGAUGUUAUCCCCAAAAGCGUCACGGAUAUUCGCCGACUGAAUGCCCGGCUGUCAGGCUACCCUGGAAUGCUAAAGCGGGAGGAUUUUGAAAGGACAGUGUUGACCAUGGUCUAUGCAGCAUAUAGAGCAGCUCAAUCCCAAGGACAUCAGAAAGACACCUGGGCAGAAUCCUUUGUGAAUCUCUACAAGGCCCUGAAGCAUGACUUGAUGUCUUCAUCCAGCCAAACAUCAUCAUCUCAAAGGACUUGAUAGACCAGAAAUUCACUUUGAUAGGAAGCACAUUUGCCUCUUUGCUUUGUAAAAAGAAGAAGAAAAAGUUUAGGACUGCAGGAACAGAAAGUUUCUUUAUUCUCUAGCUCCUCCUAGAGGGUACCUCUUAUA
Molecule: messenger RNA, 875 nt
Organism: Elgaria multicarinata webbii
Lineage: Eukaryota; Metazoa; Chordata; Lepidosauria; Squamata; Anguidae
Gene: FAM180A
Product: family with sequence similarity 180 member A
Exons: 3
Coding region: 213-743 (176 amino acids)
Source: RefSeq, a predicted model, not a curated record